This is a messenger RNA of Perkinsus marinus ATCC 50983, 159 nucleotides long. RefSeq lists its product as hypothetical. The annotation marks the transcript as partial. The record is from RefSeq and is a predicted model, not a curated record. The transcript has a single exon. NCBI's taxonomy places the organism in Eukaryota, Perkinsozoa, Perkinsida, Perkinsidae.
GUUUAUGUGAAGUUGAUGAGCUGGACCGAAGUGUGCCGCAAGAUACCUCGGCGCGUCGCAAUAUCGUUAGUGCCCUUCGUUUUCUUGCUGGCUCCAUUCACGCCGAUCUCAAGAUGAUGUGGGAAUCUCCUUUCUCGAGACUCAAGGAGUUAGAAGACG